AUGGAUUCAGCAGAGCGAGCCGCACGACAUAAGGAGCUCAUCAAAUCCGCGCGUCAAGCCUACAGGCGUGCUAGGCAGCAAUCAAGUGAAGAGAUAUACGAUACGCCUCAGUAUUGGAGAACAACGCAGACAGUUCUAGAUACAGAGGAUGCUGUCAAGGAUUUGGUAUGGCAACGUAGAAGUGAAACGCUUUCUUCCGAAGAUCAUACAUUUGAACAAGCAAAGCGGGAGUACUUGAAACAGAAAAAGGAAAGAGAGGAGAGACGACGAUCUGCUAUGAGGAGAGAAGAACGAUAUCAAAAGCGAGAAAAAGUUCUAAACUUUCCAAAGACCAACAACAGAGCUACGCUACGAGCAGCAUAUGUUGACCUCUUUCUCAGUAUCCGAGGAAAAACCUCCCGAGACAAGCAGAACGACUUCAUCGCAUCAAUCAAGGCGGCUUACGGGUCCAAGCAGCUAGGGAACCAGACAACUUACUGCAAUGUCUUGACGGGAGGCUGGCAUGUGAGACAAUAUUUUGUUGCAGCACACAUAUUCCCACUGUCUUACGGCCAACAAGCAAUGGACAACAUCUUUGGGAAGGAUGUCCAUGGAGAGAUCAAUACUGCAAGAAACGGUCUUUUUCUUCCAUCCGAAUUUGAACAAGCUUUUGAUGCAUACCAAGUUGUGAUUGUACCAUAUGGCCCUGUUACGAGUGAGCCACGAGAGUGGCAAGUUAUUCUUCUUGAUCACUCGGGCCUGAAAGACGUUCCCGUCUGUGGAAUGACAUUUGCACAACUACACCAGAAAAAAUUGAUCUUCGCCACUGAUGCCAGGCCUCGAGCUCGUUAUUUCUACUUCCAUUUCAUACUUGCCAUGAUAUCUCAUUACCGUGCCCAUAAGUCUGUCGGCGUGGUCAAAAGUGAACUUCCGGAUUCGAUGAUACCAUCUUUGACCCGAGCGUGGGGCAGCGAGGGUAGUUACUUAGCCGACAAUGUGAUUCAUGGGUUCAUAGAGAAGGUUGGCCACGAAAUUCCUGCAGAGCUUCAAAAAAAUAUGCAGAGUCAGGGGUUUCGUGGAUCGUUCGACACAGAGUCGGAAAUUGAUGAGAUUCGCGAGGCUACUAAAGGAAUAGAUUUGCGAAGUGAUGCGGAAGAAAGUGAUAGCGAUGACGACGACGAUGAUUUUUAUGAUGCUGAAGAUUGGGAGGAUAAAGAAACCAUAGAUGAUGUGGACGAAGAGUAG
Messenger RNA from Trichophyton verrucosum HKI 0517, 1224 nucleotides. RefSeq lists its product as uncharacterized. The record is from RefSeq and is a predicted model, not a curated record. The coding region runs from base 1 to 1224 and encodes 407 amino acids. Lineage: Eukaryota; Fungi; Ascomycota; Eurotiomycetes; Onygenales; Arthrodermataceae. The transcript has a single exon.